Molecule: messenger RNA, 1399 nt
Organism: Amphiprion ocellaris (clown anemonefish)
Lineage: Eukaryota; Metazoa; Chordata; Actinopteri; Pomacentridae
Product: complement C1q tumor necrosis factor-related protein 3-like
Exons: 3
Coding region: 46-597 (183 amino acids)
Molecular function (GO): protein binding
Source: RefSeq, a predicted model, not a curated record
CAGUGUUUCCCCUCCUGUUACUUGUCCAGCCGUCCUCCAGUAGAGAUGGUGUCCGGCCGGUUUCUGGUUGUGCUGGGGGUCUGUAGUCUGGUUCUGGUCCAGGCUCAAACCACAGAAAGUGACCUGCGAGACUUGGUGCUGCAGUUGCAAGCCAGACUGGAGAAGCUGGAGAAAGUGUGUGAAGACAGAGCUAGCGCUCAGGUGGCAUUCUCAGCCUCCCUCCACACCAGUCUGGACAGGAUCGACCUGGGCCCUUAUGACACCAACACCACGCUGCAGUUCAAGAGGGUGGUGACAAACAUCGGCAAUGCAUACGAUGAAGACACAGGCAUCUUCACAGCCCCUGUAAAAGGACUCUACUACCUCAGGUUUACUGGGAAUGUUGGAGACUCUGGGUACUUGAACGCAGCACUGCUUAAAAACGGCGUUAACAUGUUUGCAAUUUACAACAAGGGACACCACAGCAGUGGGUCCAACAGCAUGGCGCUGGUCCUGGAGCAAGGCGACCAGGUCUGGAUCACACUCUGGCCAGACAGUGUUGUCUUCGACCAGAGUCGACGCACAACCUUCAGCGGCUUCCUCAUCUAUCCCAUGUAGGUGGAGCCUGAGAAGGUGGAGGAGGCCAAACCUCUUCUUCACAAGACAAAAGUUAAAGUCUGGUGUCAUGGGAACAAAUCAAGGCCAAAUUAUGAAACCUGAACAGGUUUUUUGUUACCAUUAAGAUAAUAACGAUGAACUAAUAACCACUUUUUGAAAUUCUGAGUUGUUGUUUCCUCCGUUUCCUUCUUACCCAACUUUCUCUGAUGUUAAUCAUCUCAUAGAUAUUGUAGAAAGAAAGAAAUAUAAAUCAAACUCUCACAGAAUCGUCCACGAUGAUUGACAAGGUUGCUAAUUUUCCACCAGAUUUACACCACCAUUCAAAAGUUUGGGGUCACUUAGAAAUGUCCUUAUUUUUGAAAGAAAAACAUUUUUUUCAAUGAAGAUAACAUUAAAUGAAUCAGAAAUACAGUCUAGACAUUGUUAAUGUGGUAAAUGACUAUUCUAGCUGUAAACGACUGAUUUUUAAUGGAAUAUCUACAUAGAGGUACAGAGGAACAUUUCCAGCAACCAUCACUCCUGUGUUCUAAUGCUACAUUGUGUUAGCUAAUGGAGUUGAAAGGCUAAUUGAUGAUUAGAAAACCCUUGUGCAGUUAUGUUAGCACAUGAAUAAAAGUGUCAGUUUUCAUGGAAAACAUGAAAUUGUCUGGGUGACCCCAAACUUUUGAACAGUAGUGUAUAUCCACAUCUCAGCCUCUGAAACCCAAGGAGAUUUUGUUCCCCUGUUGCAUUUUCACUCCCUGUCAGCACAUUUCCAAUGUGAAAUAAAGUCCUCCACCUCUGUGGAAACAGCAGCACCAUG